AACAACGUGUAAACUACUGUUAACCACGUUGAUAUACAAUAUGGAAAGUCUUGCUCAACGUCCAACGGUUGCUGAAAUCCUUGCACAUCCGUCGUAUCCAGACACGAUAUGGAAACUCACCCCUACUCAGAGUGGCUACCUUCCAGUAGCUGCAGGAAGGGGAGGGCCGUUCAAGAUUAACUGGGAAGUCCAUGGCUCUGGUCCGAUUAAGAUGAUUUGGAUCAUGGGAUUAGGAUCAGUAAAGACGGCGUGGCAAAGACAAACUAUGCAUUUCGGACAUGAAAAUGGAGAAAAGUACUCUUCUCUCGUAUUCGAUAAUCGAGGAAUGGGCAAAUCCGACAAGCCAUUAAUGAGGUACUCCACAAGUGAAAUGGCAAAAGACCUCAUCGAGAUCAUAGACCAUCUCGGCUGGACCGCUGAGCGCGAGCUACACGUAUCAGGCGUAUCAAUGGGCGGCAUGAUCGCCCAAGAACUCGCCUACCUAAUCCCCGAACGAAUCGCCUCUCUAAAUCUCAUCUCCACCGCCGCCGCCAUCGAAAACACCACCACUUUCCUCGAGAACAUGAAAACCCGCGUGAGCAUGUUCCUCCCCAAAUCCCUCGACCGCUCCGUCACCGACGCCGCCCGAAUGCUGUUCUCCGACGCCUGGCUCGCUCGCCCCGACGAUACCAUCGUCCCCACCUCCUCAACGCCCAACGUGGUCCUCCCGCCCUCCGGCAAAUACUCCAUGUUCACAUCGAACUACGAGCGUUUCGCCGCACAGGAACUCUCAAAACGGCUGGAUCUCGAGGGGUUCCAGAAGAAGGGGUUCAUGAUGCAAGCCGUAGCAGCAGGAUGGCAUCGCAAGAGCGCGGGGCAGUUGAAGGAGAUUGGGGAUAAGGUGGGGAGGGAGCGGAUUAUGGUUUUGCAUGGGACGGGGGAUAAUAUGAUUAGUGUGCCGCAUGGAAGGAAGUUGAUUGAGAUGUUGAAGCCGGGGACGGCGGUUAUCAGGGAGGGGACGGGGCAUGUUUUUAUGUUGGAGGAGUGGCAGUUUCAUAAUGAGAUGAUUGAGGGGAUGGUUGAGAAGGGGGAGAAGGGGAAGUGAGUAGGUGUGUUUGAGUAGUGGAAAUAAUAGAUGGUGGGAUGGGCGUAUUGUGUUGUUUUCGGUACAUGAAAUGCAUAAUUGAUUUUCUGUUCAUGGAGAUGCUUUUAUAAAGUCGGCUUCACUUACUGCAAUGUAUUUUCUACUUUCUGUAAUUCUGACUUGCAAGAUGUUGGGACCCGGAUCAAGGAUUAUGCC
This is a messenger RNA of Mollisia scopiformis, 1279 nucleotides long. Its product is annotated as alpha/beta-hydrolase. NCBI's taxonomy places the organism in Eukaryota, Fungi, Ascomycota, Leotiomycetes, Helotiales, Mollisiaceae. The transcript has 6 exons. The record is from RefSeq and is a predicted model, not a curated record. The coding region runs from base 41 to 1084 and encodes 347 amino acids.